Molecule: messenger RNA, 1942 nt
Organism: Polyodon spathula (Mississippi paddlefish)
Lineage: Eukaryota; Metazoa; Chordata; Actinopteri; Acipenseriformes; Polyodontidae
Gene: khdrbs2
Product: KH domain containing, RNA binding, signal transduction associated 2
Exons: 9
Coding region: 165-1232 (355 amino acids)
Biological process (GO): regulation of alternative mRNA splicing, via spliceosome
Cellular component (GO): nucleus
Molecular function (GO): mRNA binding; poly(A) binding
Source: RefSeq, a predicted model, not a curated record
UGGGUCUCAAACGCUGAGUCGGUGUUCAAUAGGUACUCACUUGGAAGAUUUCGCUACAGCAUUUUACACAGUGGUUGUGAAGAGAAUUGCAAAGUAGAGACUAAGUGCAUUUUGCGAGACUGACUACUUUUUUUUGUGGUUCACCUCCACAAGCAGUCAAUUUAAUGAAGGAGAGUGGUAUUAUGGAGCAGGAGAAAUAUCUGCCAGAGCUGAUGGCCGAAAAAGAUAGCUUGGAUCCUUCUUUUGUUCAUGGAAUGCGCUUCUUGGCUGAAGAAAUUGAUAAAUACGAAGGUGAUGAAGUCAAAAAGGAAGAUGAGGAGAAGAAAUACCUAGAUGUCAUCAGCAACAAAAACAUUAAAUUGUCAGAAAGAAUACUGAUUCCCGUACAACAGUAUCCAAAGUUUAAUUUUGUGGGUAAAUUGCUUGGACCACGAGGCAACUCACUGAAGAGGUUACAAGAAGAAACAGGGGCAAAAAUGUCCAUCCUAGGGAAAGGAUCAAUGAGGGAUAAAGCCAAGGAGGAAGCACUUAGAAAAAGUGGAGAAGCAAAGUAUGCCCACUUGAACAAUGAUCUGCAUGUGUUAAUUGAAGUAUUCGCUCCACCUGGAGAAGCCUAUUCUCGAAUGAGUCAUGCCUUGGAGGAGAUAAAAAAAUUCCUAGUUCCAGAUUAUAAUGAUGAGAUACGCCAAGAGCAGCUAAGGGAACUCUCAUAUCUGAAUGGCUCUGAAGACUCUAGCCGAGGGAGAGGAGUUCGUGGACGGGGCAUUCGGCUCCCUUCUACAGUUUCUGCAAGGGGCCGUGGAGGAGCAGUCCCACCCCCUCCACCGGGAAGAGGGGCCAUCGCAGCAAGAGGAGUGCCUGUGAGCCGCGGAUCGCUGCCUGGUCUGCCAGCUGCCAGAGGAGUGCCAGCCCCACGUGCAAGGGGAUCUCCAGCAGCAUCAGGGUACAGGCCAGUCCCACCUCCAGCAACCCACGACUCAUACGAGGAAUACGGAUAUGAUGAUGGAUAUGAUGGGGAGUAUGAUGAUCAGACAUAUGACACAUAUGACAAAAGUUAUGGCAGCCAGACUCAAAGUGUCCCUGAAUAUUAUGAGUAUGAGCAUGGAACAAGCGAAGAAGCCUAUGACAGUUACGCUGAAGAAGACUGGCCAACGACCCGCCCUAGCCUCAAAGCACCACCAGCAAGGUUAUCCAGAGGGGGCUACAGAGAACACCCCUAUGGUAGAUAUUGAAAAUGCUCCUCUUCUGUGACCUCUCAAAGACUGCAUUAAUAUCCUGUGGUCACCACAUAAGCCACUACAAGACAAGUAAUAGUCCAUUUCGUUUCUACCCUUGGGAUUUCUGCUCUCGGGUACCUUGCAUACAUCUUGUAUUACCUAAAAUGCUGCAACAAAGUCAGCAUUAUUGUUUUUUAACACAGACUUAAAACAAAACGAAGCAAAAACUGUGGCAGGCUUUGUCGAUAACCCAUGCAAUGGGAUGCUGUACUCUUGGUUGUCAGUCAUUGUGUGUAUUUCAAUCAGCAAAAAACGCAUGCAGUUGUCACAGAGCUAAAGCCUCUUGACAAACAAGCUAAAUCUGGGUUCUCGUUCGGGAGCAAGAAAAGACUGUGAACAAGAUUUUUGAAUUAGAUGAUAACCAAGCUGUAGAUAACUUGUUUUAAACUGUCUGAUUUUUAAUAUUUGUUAGUUCAUUUUAAGAUGUUCAAUAUUAACUUUGUACAUUUAAUUUAAAAUGUUGUUUAAUGGGAUGAUUGAAAGCAAUGAGCUAUGUAUGGAGCUAACUUUAAGUGAUCUAUUCGGUGUUUAACCUGUAUUUGUUUUUUUGUUAUUUUUGUUGUUUUUUUGUUUUUUUUAAAAAGCACAUAAAGUUCCAUGUGUAAGCUUCUCUAAAUAGGUAACCAUAACUUGUCAAAUAUGUUUUGCCAUAAUUUGUCAAUAAA